This is a messenger RNA of Rotaria sp. Silwood1, 2091 nucleotides long. Lineage: Eukaryota; Metazoa; Rotifera; Eurotatoria; Philodinida; Philodinidae. The record is from the annotation of a GenBank genome assembly.
AUGGCAAAUUUCUUUGUAAAAAAAUGGAUUGUGAUGCUAUUCUUCAUACGAUCUACAUUUGCACAACAGUGCGAUCAACCUUUGACAACAGCACGGUUCGAUUGUUAUCCUGAACCUUUUGCAUCACAAGAAAAAUGUCUGGCUCGUAAUUGUUGUUGGAAACCGAUGAAUCAGUUGUCCGAAAUGCUCUCGACCAAUGCUCUUGAAAUGGACGUGCCUUCGUGUUAUUAUCCACGAGACUUUCCAACCUAUCAAAUAAAGACUAAUGAAUCAACUGCUUUUGGUCAACGGUUAAUAAUUGUUAAACAAAACUCGACCUAUAUGCCGAACGAAAUUUUGAGUUUAACAGUUGAUCUUUUCUACGAAACAGCACAACGAUUUCGUCUACGAAUUUAUGAUUCAACGAAGAAACGCUUCGAAGUACCACUUGAAGUACCUGUCGUCAAAACAAAAGUGAAUGUCACUGAUUACGAAGUUUCACUUAGUCAAGCACCAUUUGCCAUUCUUGUUAAACGAAAAUCGACUGGUGUAACAAUUCCAUAUCUCUAUGGUCUUGGUGAACAUCAGCAACCAUUGUUGAUCAAUGUCACAAAUCAAUGGAAUAAACUAACAUUUUGGACUCGUGAUACUCCUCCAGUUCAGGACGUCAAUCUGUAUGGUGUUCACCCAUUUCACAUCAAUGUGGAAAUGAAAACCAAUAUGUUGACUAAUUUCCAUGGACAAUUUUUUCUCAAUUCGAAUGCGAUGGAUAUCGAUCUUCAACCAUUACCCGCCAUUAGUUAUACAACGAUUGGAGGCAUCAUUGAUUUGUACUUGUUUACUGGACCUACAACACAAGACGUCAUACAACAAUAUUGGGAUGUGAUCGGAAAACCGACAAUGCCACCCUAUUGGUCUCUUGGUUUUCAUUUGUGUCGUUAUGGUUAUAAUAAUAUCGAUAAUUUACGAGCCGUUAUUCAACGAAUGCAUGAUGCCAAAUUUCCAUAUGAUGUUCAAUGGACUGAUAUUGAUGCAAUGUCCUCUCAUCUUGAUUUUACCUAUGAUCAAAAGAACUUCAAUGGUCUACCAGAUCUUGUUCAUUCUUUACAGUCUGAAGGUAAACAUUAUGUCAAUAUCAUUGAUUGCGGUAUCAGUUCAACACAACCAUCUGGAACCUAUCCACCAUAUGAUGAGGGUUUGAAAAGAGCAAUUUUCAUGACUAAAUUCAAUUCAACUGAACCAAUUACUGGAGAAGUUUGGCCAGGAUUAACAGUCUUUCCAGACUUUACAAAUGCGAGCACUAUUGAAUGGUGGACACACAUUGCUGCUACAUUUCAUGAUACGAUUCCGUUCGAUGGUAUUUGGAUUGAUAUGAAUGAACCAUCAAAUUUUAUCGACGGUUCUCAUGAUGGUUGUACGAAUAAUUCAUUAGAUAAUCCUCCAUUUGUUCCACGUAUUGAUCAACAAUUCCUCAUCGGUCGUGCUAUUCUCGUCUCACCAAAUCUUGUUUCAAAAGCAACUACAGUGAAUGUUUAUAUUCCAGAAGAUGUUUGGUAUCAAUUUUCGUCGGGUGUCAAAGUUAAAGUUGUCGGUGUAUUUACUGAUCUUGAUGCUCCUUUAGAAAAGAUUAAUGUUCAUGUUCGAGGUGGUUUUAUUAUACCUAUGCAAAUGCCUGGAGCUAAUCUGAUGGUCGGUCGUGGAAAUCCAUUUACUCUACUUGUUGCUCAAUCAGCUUUGGGAAAUGCAAGUGGAAAUUUAUUUUGGGAUGAUGGUGACUCCAUUGAAUUUGGUCUUCGAGAGCAGAGAGUAGCAUCAACAACAGUAUCUUCUGUACGUGAACCAAUUAAUUGGAGAUCAAUUCGAUUGGAUCCACCUGCUGAGACUUCAGUUACUUCUGUGCUUGUGCCAGAUUUCGAACAAGCCACAAUAGUAUUAGAUAACGAACAAUACUCUCAAUAUGCAGUUGCUCCAGCUACUCCUCCACCACCAUCCUAUUAUAAAGUUAUUGACUCAUUUUCAAAAGCAACCUUUAGCAAUUGUCCAAAAUGUAAUAAUCAAAAAAGUAUAUUUAAUGCACAAUAUUGUACACAAUGUGGAUACGGUUAUUUGUGA